This is a messenger RNA of Cinara cedri, 555 nucleotides long. NCBI's taxonomy places the organism in Eukaryota, Metazoa, Arthropoda, Insecta, Hemiptera, Aphididae. The record is from the annotation of a GenBank genome assembly.
AUGGGCCGCUCAAAACGUUUCGACGCGCUGUUGUCGACGACGUGCGCGUCCGGCGGCACGGCGCGGCAAACGUUGCGUGUGGGGCGAGUGUGCGGCCGUAGCGCGGCGUCGACGCGACGACAGAACAGUGCCCGCGCGUUUUUUCGUUUUCGAAUCUGGGUGGUACAAUUAGCCGAGAAGGAAAACAGAAGUGAGAUCGAGAGACCGCUCGAGCAAAAACGGCAUUCGCGAAUAAAAGAAACCUACCGCGUUCAGAAAAACCCGAGCACUGGUGUAAACAAACAGCUUAUAAAAGUGCACGUGUGGAGCGUCGCACUGUGCGGUCGUGAAACUUGGGUGCUGAACAAUGCGGAACAAAUGUUCCUCGAAUGUUUCGGGAUGCGGCGCCGGAGAACAAGUGUUGCGAGCGAGCUGGACAGUGAGAAAAACAGACGAAAGAGUACCGCGGCGAAAUCGAUGAAACUGGGAAAUUUACUUGACACUAUCGAAGAAAAAAAACGGAAUAUGAUGGGCCGUGUUCUCAGACACGGAGACGAGCUUCUACAUAUACUAUAA